Manihot esculenta (cassava) is the source of this 375-nucleotide messenger RNA. RefSeq names its product kiwellin-1-like. Bases 1 to 375 code for a protein of 124 amino acids. The record is from RefSeq and is a predicted model, not a curated record. The transcript has 2 exons. NCBI's taxonomy places the organism in Eukaryota, Viridiplantae, Streptophyta, Magnoliopsida, Malpighiales, Euphorbiaceae.
AUGAUUCUGAGUGCUGUAAGGCAGGCUACUUUGACUACCAACAAUUUUGAGGAAGGUGGCGAAGGCGGUGCACUGUCGAAAUGUUAUGGGAAGUACCACAGCGACAACACACCAGUGGUGGCGUUAUCAACUGGGUGGUUCAAUAACAAGAAGAGGUGUCACAAUUACAUUACCAUUCGUGGAACCAGAACGAGUGUGAAAGCUAUGGUAGUGGAUGAGUGUGACUCAACUGCAGGAUGUGAUAGUGAUUAUGACUACCAGUCGCCAUGUCCAAAUAAUAUUGUUGAUACCUCUAAGACAGUUUGGAAAGGUUUAGGUGUUAAAGAAAGUGAUAACAUAUAUGGAUUUAUGGAUAUCACUUGGCUUGAUGCUUGA